GAAUUCGACAAAUUAAUACCAACAAGGAGUAUGCGCCAUCAUCUUUAAUUAAUUGCAUAAAAUUGCUUAGUGUGUAUAUUUUAAAACAUCCUAGAGGCAACAAGAUUUUUAAUAUAUCGAAUAGAAAAGAAUUUUCUCAUUUAUGGGAGGUGUUUAAUAGGAAAAUGAAGAAGCUUAAAAAGGAUGGAAUCAUAUCACACCAUCAUGAUAUUCUCACGGAAACAGAAUUAAGAACUAUAUUUCAGCAUAAUUUAGUAUCAAGUAAUACACCACAAGGCUUGCAAUACCGGGUUUUUAUGUGGUGUUGCUUGCUAUUUCAACCCCGUGGUGGUGAACACUACAAUUUAUCAAUUUCACAAUUUGUAUUUACUUCUAAUGGUAGUAUUUAUUUUAUGAAAUACUCUCAAAAAAACGAUCAAGAUGGAAAAGGUGUUCCCAUGGAUACUACCAUGUCCAUUACUGGACAUAAAACAUUAUCAUUACUAAUUGAUAGUGUUGGAACUUUACCUUCUAAUUCUCAAGAAGAAUCAAUUAAUAUGAAUAUCAGUUUUUCUCAAAAUAACAGUUUGCAAAGUGAAGGUGAAAUUGAAACGGAUGCUAUCCCUACUAAGCGCAAGAAUUCUUUUGAACCCAUGUCUCUAAUCAGUCCCACAUUAAUGAAACCAUUUCGUCAACCCUUGCAAACAAGUUCUAUCCAAUGCAUCGAUAGUACUUCUUAUGAAGCUGGUGCUUCGGGCACUACUGUCGUGAAGAAUUACUACAUUAACGCACAAACUGUCAACAUUAGUUAA
Racocetra persica is the source of this 791-nucleotide messenger RNA. NCBI's taxonomy places the organism in Eukaryota, Fungi, Glomeromycota, Glomeromycetes, Diversisporales, Gigasporaceae. The record is from the annotation of a GenBank genome assembly.